This is a messenger RNA of Mya arenaria, 1633 nucleotides long. RefSeq names its product iron-sulfur cluster assembly 2 homolog, mitochondrial-like. Gene Ontology annotation, cellular component: mitochondrion. The transcript is spliced from 4 exons. Gene Ontology annotation, biological process: iron-sulfur cluster assembly. The record is from RefSeq and is a predicted model, not a curated record. Bases 41 to 487 code for a protein of 148 amino acids. Gene Ontology annotation, molecular function: 4 iron, 4 sulfur cluster binding; 2 iron, 2 sulfur cluster binding; iron ion binding. Lineage: Eukaryota; Metazoa; Mollusca; Bivalvia; Myida; Myidae.
AAAGUAUUGACUGCUCCCACACAAUGUAAAAAUAAAAAAAAUGUUUCGAAAAAUCAAGAUUUGCAGAGAGGCGUUGCACAGGCAAGUGACAUGGACAGUAUGGAGACAGCUUUGUUUGACAUCAAGGUUGCCGUGUGAGACCAAGCCUGCGAAAGCCCCCGAGGGAGACUUGAAUCUCUCAGACAGCUGUGUACAGAGGCUGAACAAGAUAAGUGGGGAGGGGUCGUACCUUCGGAUCCAGGUGGAUGGAGGAGGCUGUUCCGGUUUCCAGUACAACUUUGAGCUGGCUGACAGCAUUGCUGAAGACGACCUUGUAUUUGAGAGGGAUGGUGCAAAAGUUAUUGUGGACCGAGAAUCUCUUGAGUUCAUUCGAGGGUCGACCAUAGACUACCAUGAGGAACUGAUCAGAGCGGCAUUCCGUGUUGUAGAUAAUCCGCUGGCAGAACAAGGAUGCUCAUGUGGGGCAUCUUUUGCUCUGAAACUGUAGUGAACCUAUCUCUUGUGUUAAACAGUUUCUGUUUUUCUUGUUGACUCUCCAGAUAUUGUCAAUUGAUAUUAAGAAUGGCUUAUCAGCAGAUAAAACAAGAUUUUGGAAAGUUGAGUAGCUGUUUCUGCAAUCAUUAUUUCAAGAUAACUAAUUAACAGUGUGGUUCAUGGAUUGUAAGUUAAUCUUUGUUCUGUAUUGGACUGGUAUGUUUCUACUUUCCAGUGAUAUAUUGAGCAUUAUGUUAUGGUUAAUAGAACCACAACCCGUGUUUUUGAAAUCAUAUACAAGCUUUUUCAAUCAGAAGGGUUGUGGGUGACGUACCGGUAGCUGUUUUUACCAUGUUGCCUAUGACAAUGUUCAUCAUAAGUAUGCGGUGUAAGUGAAUAUUACUUAAUUUAUCAGCAUGAUAGUUAUUGAACAGUUAAGUUCUGCCUACUUGUCCAGAUAUGGGAGUUGAUGUAUAGACAAUAAACUUAAGAAAAAAUUCUAAAACAGUACAUUGUCUGUUGGUUAGCAGUCAUGUUGAUUUUGUUAUCUAAGUCAAAUUAAAUCUGGAUAAAUCUGGCUCAUUUGUUGUUAGCCUCUUGAAACUUUAUCGGUGAUGCACUCAUGAUAUUAUUUUGUAGAAAAAAAUAACCCCAAAAUAUGUUUGCCUGCGUAACCUUACUGAAAAAUAAAUUUCUGAAUAAUGAAAUACCACACUGUGAUUAUUUGUAUAAUAUAUUAUGUAUAUGAAGUGUAAUAGCACAAUGCACUGUUUUUUUCCAUCAAAUGCAAGUGUAUGCAUAAAUUGAUUUGUAAGUUUUUCCCUAAUGGAGACGAUAGAAAAUAAAUUAUUUUAAACAAUUUUAAAGGUAAAGAUUUUCAUUUAAAAACAACAACAUCUUAAAUAAAUUGUAUAGCACGUUUCUCCAAAUGUACAUAUAUUCCUGGUGAAAUGUUAUCCUUUUUUAAUUUGAAUACGUGUCAGUCAAUUGUUUUAAUUUAUAUAUGCUAGCAUCAUUUUUACACACCGUCUGUGUGUAGAUUUUGUGUGCAUAUGAUAUAUUUGAGUGACUGGUAUUGAUAUUUGGUUACUUGUUGUUAUUUAUAAUACAAUGGUUGAAACUGGAUAAAUUUGUUGCUGAAAAUGUAUGCUCCAUGUCC